UCUUCUAUCGAAAUCGUAGUCUCUGUCCAUUUGCCUUGUGAUGAAUAAAGAAAAUGUGGAAAAUUAUUGACCAAUUGCAAACGGAAAAUCACACCCAUUGACCGGAAAAAACUCGGCACACGCAGAGUGAAACAGUAUUGACAAAUGCAAUCCAAAGGGCUUAACGGAUCCUAAAAUCUUUAGUAGCAAGAGGCGGUAGUUGUUUACUUUUGGCGUCCCUCCCCGCCCUGGACUACGCGAAGAUUGAACGAGAGAGUGAGUGAGAGAGAGUGCUUUGAGAAGAGAAUAGGGAAUAAGAGGCAGGUGCCCCACCACAAUGACCACCCGACGCACAACAAGGAAUGCCACAAGUGCAUCCAAUGAGUCCGAAUACGACUACGAGUUGCUCAUGCAGCGUAUGCAUAUAGGUGGCAGCGGAGGAGGAGGAGGAGGCGGAACAAUGUCUGGUGCUAACGCUGGAGGAUUGGGUGUUCUGGGUCGUAACUAUCAACGCUCGCCCGUUGCUGUUGAGAACUUUGUUGAACAAAUCUUUCACAAUGGCAGCCCACAGAUAUAUGCACCAACUGCUCAGGUGCUGGGCCAACGGAUUGCCCCACAAAAACAUUCGCCGGUCUAUGAAAAUUUGGAAUUCCAUGGGGAAUUCGACUCAAAUCAUAAACGUGCCCAACCGCAGAGUCCAGGCAGCAGGCAUGCAGCAGCUAUGAGUGCCGGAAGUGGAAUGCUAAAAGACUAUCUGGUUAUGCAGCCAAUUGGAGGACGUCUGGCCCAUACCCCGGUCCCGGAUGCUGGUAAUUCUAUAGCUAAUAGUAACGAGACAGAGAACGUUGUCAAUCCUAUAUAUGAGAAUAUUAUACCCCAUUCGGGGCAGCGAGCACAACCACAAGCAUCACCAGCCACGGCUACCAUGUCCAGUUCAUCGUCUGUGUCAUCAGUCACUGCCUCUGGUUUGGAUCUCAAUGCACUAUUAGCCUCACCCAUGCAUCAGCGUAGCUUUAGCUCCCACACAAGCUCCACAAACUCAUCCACACAGGCUGCUCCUGGUCCUGCCGCUGCUGCUGUUUCACAAUCCACUUUAGCUUCACCCAAUCAACGUUACAGAAACUUAUCGUUGCCCAAUCAUAUUCCAGUCUCGAAAUUACAACAACAUACACCCAUCAAGCAUUUACCAUCACAUGGCACAUCGGCAGUCUCUGGCGGAGUCACUGCUCCCCAGCCUGGCAUAAAUGUGUCCGUGAAUCCCAAUUAUAUUGAGGAUAUCAAUAGUUCCGAUUAUGUCUGCAUGACAGCUAAUCUACAUCGAAAUACAGCCAGUGGAUCUGUAGCACCUGUGGGCGCUACUCCACAGCGGGCAGCAGCAACCGGACAAGCCACGGAAACUGGGAUAGCAUCAGUAGUUCCUCCUCCCACGUUAUUGUCGGCGGCGACUGCAGCAACCCCAUCAUUGAGAGCCACGCCCAUAGCAGUGGCCACAUCGCCCACACCCUCGCAGGGCAGUACAGCUAUCAAUGCCGCUUUAAAGCCCAGAAGAGGUUUGACCAAAAAUUUGCUGCCAUAUAGCGUGACACCGCCGCGUCCGGCUGGUCCGACUGAGGCGCAACGCAAAAUCGAGGAAUUAACCCGCCAGCUAGAAGAAGAGAUUGAACAAAGCGAAGAGCAUGGCGAAUACUUUGGCAUUUGUCACACUUGCGGGGAGAAGGUGAAAGGUGCUGGCCAAGCUUGCCAGGCUAUGGGUAAUCUAUAUCAUACAAAUUGCUUCAUUUGCUGCUCCUGUGGCCGGGCAUUACGUGGCAAGGCAUUCUACAAUGUGCAUGGGCGUGUCUAUUGUGAGGAGGAUUAUAUGUACUCGGGUUUCCAGCAAACAGCGGAAAAAUGCGCCAUCUGUGGGCAUUUAAUUAUGGAAAUGAUCUUGCAGGCAAUGGGCAAAUCAUAUCAUCCGGGAUGCUUCCGCUGUUGCAUAUGCAAUGAAUGCCUCGAUGGUGUGCCCUUCACUGUCGAUGUAGAUCAUAAGAUUUAUUGUGUCAAUGAUUAUCAUCGGAUGUUUGCCCCAAAAUGUGCCAGUUGUGGCAAAGGAAUAACUCCCGUUGAGGGCACUGAUGAGACUGUUCGUGUUGUUUCCAUGGAUAAGGAUUUCCAUGUUGAUUGCUAUAUAUGCGAAGAAUGUGGUAUGCAAUUGACUGAUGAGCCAGAUAAACGUUGCUAUCCCCUGGAUGGUCGUUUACUCUGUCGCGGUUGUCAUUUACAACGAUUGGCCCUGCAAUCCUCACCGCAUGUCCGCCAUCAAGAGCCGGUAUGCGCCUCCUAUCAGUAUAUGGGUUAAAUCAUUAAAACAAAGACGGAAGAAAAAAUAACCAGCAAUCAAUUAAAUCUCUCUAUCCGACUCUAUUCCACUCCGACGACUGAAAGUAAACAGAGCAACAAAACUAUAACAAGAAAACUAUUUCAAUAACCAAUUAAUUAAUUAAUUAUCUUUAAUAAAAAACAGAAAGGAAAUUGCAUUUAUACAAUGAUAAA
Messenger RNA from Drosophila willistoni, 2511 nucleotides. RefSeq names its product LIM domain-containing protein jub (gene jub). Bases 317 to 2317 code for a protein of 666 amino acids. NCBI's taxonomy places the organism in Eukaryota, Metazoa, Arthropoda, Insecta, Diptera, Drosophilidae. The record is from RefSeq and is a predicted model, not a curated record. Gene Ontology annotation, molecular function: transcription corepressor activity. The transcript has 7 exons. Gene Ontology annotation, cellular component: transcription regulator complex; adherens junction; nucleus. Gene Ontology annotation, biological process: response to hypoxia; negative regulation of hippo signaling; positive regulation of miRNA-mediated gene silencing.